Plutella xylostella (diamondback moth) is the source of this 2844-nucleotide messenger RNA. It is a transcript of the gene Dic1, whose product is annotated as Dicarboxylate carrier 1. Gene Ontology annotation, biological process: transmembrane transport. NCBI's taxonomy places the organism in Eukaryota, Metazoa, Arthropoda, Insecta, Lepidoptera, Plutellidae. The record is from RefSeq and is a predicted model, not a curated record.
AAAGCAUGGGUGUCAGUUUGAGCGUUCAAAAACACAUUUUUGGAAAUUUUAUUCUGGGUGAUUUGUUUGUGCUGCCUGUCACCUGUCAUCUCUACCUGUUAUCUGCUCCUCUGUCAUCUGCUGUUAUCCGAUCAAAAAUGUGUGUGUGAGGGGGAGUGAUAAAUGUGUGAUUGUGGAAAAUUAAAAAAACUAUUUACAUUUAAUUAUAAUAAUGAAGCAAAACAUUGAGUAUUGAUGAUAUCUCUCAAGAUUGUAUUAGUAAAAUUUAAUUUAACAAUCGGAACCAUUAUUAUUUUGACCAAACAGUGGUAGCAAGAGUGCUGAUACAGGAAAUUAUAGGAUGUCAAAGGCUACGGAAGUGCGCGUGAACCGGUGGUACUUCGGCGGGCUGGCGUCGGCGGGCGCGGCGUGCGUCACGCACCCCCUCGACCUGCUCAAGGUGCAGAUGCAGACGCAGAAGGGGAAGAACAUCUCCAUCUUCCAGCUCACCAAGAUUGUUGUGUCUAACCAGGGUAUUAUGGGGUUGUACAACGGUAUCUCUGCAUCCCUGUUGCGUCAGCUAACAUAUUCAACAGCUCGCUUUGGAAUCUAUGAAGUAGCCAAACAGAGACUGGCACCUAAAGAUGGCAGCAACAUUCCGUUCUACCUGUCUGCGUUCCUGGCGGGUCUCGGCGGGUUCGCGGGCGGGCUCGUCGGCAACCCGGCCGACCUCGUCAACGUGCGCAUGCAAAAUGACGUCAAACUGCCGCCCGAGCAGCGGAGGAACUACAAGAACGCAUUCCACGGCAUAUACCGCGUGGCGGCGACGGAGGGCGUGCUGCGCCUGUGGGCCGGGGCCUCGAUGAACUGCACGCGGUCGGCCCUCAUGACCAUCGGGCAGCUGUCGUUCUACGACCAGGCGAAGCAGAUGCUGCUCACGACGCCUUAUUUUAAGGAUAACGUCGUGACGCACGUUACGUCCAGUUUGAUUGCUGGUGCGAUAGCGACAACCAUGACACAACCCGUGGACGUGCUAAAAACACGAGCCAUGAACGCGAAACCGGGCGAAUACAGCAGUAUGUUCCACCUCAUACGAGUGACGGCUAAAGAGGGCCCGCUAGCAUUCUACAAGGGAUACCUACCAGCCUUCGUAAGGCUCGCGCCACACACGAUACUCACGUUCGUAUUCCUAGAGCAGUUGAGACUAAACUUCGGUACCAUCAAGAAAUCAGUCCCAGUCGAAACAGAUAAAGUGUAGAAAUCGAAUUUAGAGUUUAGACAUACGAAAUACGACGGAUAACGGUGCUGGACACCAUAGAAAUGGUUACCAUAGACAAGAGAUGGUAUUUUUUUAAACGAGUCUCUCUUGUUUAUGGGUAGAAGAACGUAUUUGUUUGAAAAACAAAUGUAUUUUUUAUUUAUUGAUGUUAGUUACCUAACUAAAAAAGGGUAUUCCGCUAUAGCUGGUUAAUUCCAAAUGUGCAUUAGUUUAUUUUGAAUAUAGGUUAAUAGAUGUUAUCGACAAGGAUAGAUCGCUAUGUAGCUUCAGUAAAUUAAUUGUGAGUAGAUUAUGCCUUACAUUUAUAUUAUAGCUCGUAAAAUUGUAGACAGUGAAGAGAAAAUAUGCUGAAAUAUAAAUUCAAUCUUCUAUAAUUAGUUGCAGCUACACUACUCUUACUACUGCACUAACUAGGCAUAUCGUGCCUCCGUGGUUUAAAUAACAUUCAUUCAUUACAUUCUUAUUUUUGUAUAUAAUUUUUAUAGGAUCAGAAUACUUAGGUGAAUGUCAUAUUCCAGUUUGUUUCGCUAGAAAUAGUUAAUUUAUUCAGUUGCAUUUAGGUAAAAUAGGUGGUCAUUUACAUUUUGCUAUACCAUAGGUAUCAUAGGGUGGGAAAUGUUGAGUUUUAUUUAUUUUAUUUUUAACAGCUUUUUGUGAUACAUUAUGAAUAUAUUUGUCUAGCAUCAGAACAAUUUAAUUUAAUGACUAUUAUGUGAUUCUUAAGAAGUUACCGGAUCUUUAGAAUGUAAGGAUUGUUAUUUUCUAAUAUUUUUUUAAUGGACAGACGUAUACAAACAUGUUAUAAUGAUGUAUUUAUAAUAACUACUAACUAUUUACUAUAACAACCUAUGGUGAAGACUUCCAUUUGUGUUCAAAGAACAGGAUAUAAAAAAAACUAUUUAUUUUAUACUUUUUGAUCAUUUUAACAUUAUUUAAAUACGGGGUAAUAAUGAGUGAUACGGUGAUACUAAAUAUUUAUGUAAAAUAUAAUACUACAAACAUGUGACAUUUCAGGAAUGAAAAAAAAGUUAUGUCUCGUUAUUUUUUAUUUGUGAAAACUGGGAUUUUGUUGAGCGAUCUAUAUUUUCACUUCGUUAUAAUUAAUUUAACUAGGUACUAUCCUAGACGGGUUACUGUAAAAUAAGUGUUGUGUUGCUUUAAUAAUUCCAAGGAUGGAUGGGAUGCGUCAUACUUUUAGAUUUGCAACGCUAUGUGAAACGAUCAAUGAAACGGAGCGAUUUCCUAACUUUAUUUGCAAUAAGCUAGCUUUUUACAAUUAUUGACCAAUCACAGAGCAGGUUUUUUCAAGUAUAAAUAGAAACUAUUUUGUAACUUCUACAUGUGAAGAUUUUGAUUCCAGUUUUACCGAAAAUAUGAGAAAUAGGUAAUAUUUUGAGAAGUGUAUUAGGUGUUUACAAUUGCUUAAACGAGUAAUAUAAAUUAAAGAGUUCCUAACUAUGAAGAAUAGUUAUAUGGGAGUGUUGUAGGAAGUUCAAAGCUGUCCGGGUGUUUAAUCCAGAAUAUUUCAAACGUGAAUGUAUACCUAAUUAUUACUCAAAGAAAUAUAAAUAUCAUGUUGUUGUUUA